AUGUCCUCGAGAAACCAAACUUUGCCCAAAAACUUUCAACCACGUCACUAUGUUAUAGAGAUAAAUGAUUUGGAUGUGGAGAACAACUCGUUCUCUGGUCAUGUCGUUAUAGAUCUGAAGUGCAUCGAUCCUUCGGAUACUGUGUUUCUAAAUUCCAGGGAUAUUAGCAUCUCAAGCGCGGUUGUAGAGAUAGAUGGACGUGAAGUUAAUUGCAGUUCGACGCAAUAUGAUACAGCAUCUGAGGUGUUGGAAUUCAAAUUUAGUGAGGAAUUCACGAACGACAUCAAGAUACAUAUUGACUAUAUUGGUUGCAUACAAACAAAUAUGAGUGGCUUUUACCGAUCAGAUUUCCAGGAUCCGUUGACUGGAAAUCCGCAAUAUAUGCUGUCUACCCAAUUUGAGGCCACCGAUGCCAGAAGAGCAUUUCCAUGCAUGGAUGAACCACUUUUAAAGGCUAGCUUCGAUGUUAGUAUAGUUGCACCCUCAAACUGUACUGUCUUAUCAAACAUGCCAUUAAAAUCGGCUAAAACUCUAACGGAGCAAGAUUUGAUCAUGCAUCGUUUCCACACAACACCAUUGAUGUCUACAUAUCUAGUCGCAUGGGCUAUUGGUGAAUUGGAAUACAUUGAAGGCCACACAGAAAUGGAAAUAUACCCUUCCAUUGAAGGUUAUUCAACACAGUCAGGAUUAUCCCCCCAAACAAUCAAACUGCCAAUUAGGGUUUACACAGUGAAGGGCAAAUCCCAACAGGGCCAAUUUGCCUUAAGCGUUGCUGCAAAAGUCAUAGAUUAUUUUUCGAGUUUAUUUGAUAUUCCUUACCCCCUUCCGAAAUUGGAUUUAUUAUGCGUAGAAACGUAUUCACACAAUGCUAUGGAGAACUUUUCUCUAAUUACGUUUAGACCAACUGCUUUACUUUUCGAAGGUGACGUGAACUCAGGAAAUCCGUUAGCUCUGCAAAAAAUCGCAUACGUUGUGUCUCAUGAGAUUGCUCAUCAGUGGUUUGGAAACCUAGUUACAAUGAAAUGGUGGGACGAGCUAUGGCUCAAUGAAGGUUUUGCAACUUGGGUUGGCUAUCAUGCUGUUGCAAAAUUCUUUCCACAGUGGGAUGUUCCGUCUUUAGUCAUGUGGAAAUCACACGAAGUUGCAUUAGAGCUGGAUUCAUUACGAGAGUCACAUCCGGUGAAAGUAAAUGUCAGGAACGCUAAAGAUAUUGAUCAGGUAUUUGAUUCUAUCUCAUAUUUAAAAGGUUGUUCAGUACUUGAAAUGAUAAGUGGAUUUUUAGGCGAAGAUGCUUUUUUGAAGGGAGUAGCCUUAUAUUUGAAAAACAACAAGUUCUCGAAUGCUACGAUGGAAGCUUUGUUUGAUUCUAUAACGGAGGCAACUGGGGUUAAUGUUUUGAGGCGCCUUCAGGAUUGGAUACUUAAAAUCGGUUUUCCGUUGAUAACAGUAUCACGCCUGGAGAACGGCGAUGUUUCCGUUACACAAUCAAUGUUUUCGUCUACAUCAGUAGCUCCCCCUAAUAAUCCACAACCCAUUUGGUGGCUUCCACUCAUGCUCACGAAUCAGGACCAUCUCGAGAAUCUCGAGCUGUCAAAGAAGAGCAUGGCAAUUAGCUUACCAAAAGACCAAUUCAUCUUCUUCAAUACAGAUGGAUACGGAUUUUACCGCGUAAAGUAUGAGGAUAGAACAAUUUUAAAGACCAUCUGUAAAAACAUUGACUCUUUAUCUUCGAGAAGUAAAAUGGCGCUCAUAUCCGAUUUACAAAUUACGGGAUCUGCUGAUACGCUGUUGGAUGUGAUCUCGCAUUUUAUUGACUCGCAAGAUCCCAAUGAUUAUUAUGUCUGGGCAAUGCUAAUUAACGCAUGCUUCACACUGUCUUCUCUCUUGUACAGAUGCAGCGAUCACAAUAUCUCAACAAAGUUAAAUCAGUUCAUUUUAAAACUUAUCGAAAACCAAUUAGACGAUGCACUAAAAUAUUUGGAAAAUCCUGAUGCUAUUAUUCUUUGCAAAGAUGACGAGAAAAGGGCUUUAAAGGCUCAAUUUUAUGAGCAGAUUCUUAUCGCUGCAGGGUUAUGCUCUUAUAAGAAAGUAGUGACCCAGUGCUCCCGACUAUUCGCCGAAGAAAAGGUGACAGCAAUAAACAGGAACAUAGUUCUUACCACAGUUCUCUGCCAAGACGAUACACCCUUGACCAUAUUCGAACAGGUUGUAAAAGAACUCGCCACCGCAACUCUUACACAUAAGGAGAUUAUAUUGACUGCAUUGGGUAAGGUUCAAAAUCCCCAAUUGUUUGACGCGUCUCUAAAUCUAAUUUUCAAGGCAGAACCAAUGGAUUUGCAGUUCCUUGCCGAAUCUUGGGGAAGCAACCCGAAUAUUCGUUCCCAUCUUUGGAAUUACAUUAAGAUGCAUUACGAUCGCAUCUACGAGCGUAUUAGCCUCAAUUCCACAGUAACUGAUCGGUUUUUCAGAUUUUCUCUUAAAGAUUUGGUUGGUUUGGAUUUACGAAGAGAGUUGGCCAAUUUUUUUAAGGGCAAGAACUUAGACGGCUUUGAUAGGGGCAUAAGACAGACCCUGGAAAGAAUAGAGAAAAAUACCGCCUACGCGAACUCGAAUAUAAAUGGUGUUAAAGAGUUUUUUAACUGCUAG
Lachancea fermentati is the source of this 2646-nucleotide messenger RNA. Lineage: Eukaryota; Fungi; Ascomycota; Saccharomycetes; Saccharomycetales; Saccharomycetaceae. The record is from the annotation of a GenBank genome assembly.